ACUUCCGGCAUAUACUACUCUGCUGUGUCUAUGCGGCUGUUGGCUCUAUUCAGUUAUCUCUUGUUCAGAUAUUUAUGACUUAUGGUUAUGGCUGCCAGUAGCACCCUGGUGGUCGCAGAGCCUCCUGGGUUAGAAACACAACAGCGAGAGAUUGAGAGUUUAGUUCAGAACCAGGAGCUCCGGCUGGGGGACUGUUGGUAUCUGGUGAGCAGAAGAUGGUUCGGGUUGUGGAGCGAGUACGUGAAGAGUGGCGAUCAGAACUCCCUGUUGUUUCCCGGGAAGAUCGAUAACACAGAGCUGUUUGAUGAUUUGGAUUCGUACCGGCUGAAAUUGGGGCUGGUAGAGAGUGAGGACUUCAUCCUGGUGCCUGCCGAAGCCUGGCGUAAGCUGCUGUCCUGGUACGGUAUGGUGGAUGACCAGCCUGCUCUUGAAAGGAAGGUCAUCGAUCUUCCCAGUGUGCUGAAAGUUGAGAUCUAUCCUGUGGAAAUCUUCCUGUGUCUGCACAGCGACAGGGACAACCUGGUAUCAGCCCGAUUCAGCCGAGCAGACACCAUACUCAGCAUUCAGAAGGUGAUACAGAAGGAGUUUGCUGUAGCGGAGGAUGCUGAACCACGGCUGUGGAUGAAAAGCUCUGAUAACUGUGAGAGGCUUCGAAACCUUCACAUGACUGUGCUGGAUGCCUGUCUGUGCACGGGCAUGACAGUGAUCAUGGAGCUGAGGUAUGCAGACGGCACAUGGCCCAGCUCUAGCCCAAAGACCACGAGGAAAUCCAAGGAUGAGCAGGACACGUUUCAAGGGCAACCUGGAAUGUGCGGUCUCAGUAAUCUGGGCAACACCUGCUUCAUGAACUCUGCUCUGCAGUGUUUGAGCAACACACCUCCGCUGACCGAGUACUUCCUGAGGAAUCUGUACCUGGAGGAGCUGAACUUCACUAACCCUCUGGGCAUGAAGGGAGAGAUCGCGGAGGCCUACGUCGACGUCCUCAAGCAGAUUUGGUCGGGGAAGCACUCCUUUAUUAUGCCACGUGGUUUUAAAGCUAAGUUGGGCCAUUUUGCACCCCAGUUCCUGGGUUACCAGCAGCAUGAUGCCCAUGAGCUUCUGUCCUUCCUGCUGGAUGGUCUGCACGAGGAUCUGAACCGCAUCAAGAAAAAAGAGUAUGUUGAGGUCAAGGACGCAGACGGCAGAUCAGACCAGGAAAUGGCAGACAGGGCGUGGUGUGUCCACAAGCGACGGAAUGACUCCGUGAUCGUGGACACGUUUCACGGGCUCUUAAAAUCCACACUGGUCUGCCCUGAGUGUGGAAAGGUGUCUGAGACCUUUGACCCUUUCUGUUACUUGACUGUUCCCCUGCCCGUCAGCAAGGAGAGGGUCAUGGAGGUGUUCUUUGUUUCCCUCGACCCUCUGGCCAAACCUGUGCAGUACAGAGUGGUCGUUCCCAAAACUGGCCGAGUAAUGGAUUUAUGUGUUGCUCUGUCUGAAGCCACCGAUGUCCCAGCGGAGAAGAUGGUUGUGGCAGAUGUAUUUAACCAUCGCUUCUACAGGAUCUAUCAAACCAACGAGUCUCUCAGCCUUAUACAGGAAAGAGAUGACAUCUUUUUGUACGAGCUAGACAGCAGCAGCACUGUUGAUCCGGAUGAGGAGGAGGUGCUGCUGGCCGUGUACAUGCGCGAACGCUCCAACUACAGAGACUACGGCUCAGGGGGAAACAGCUACAGCACAUCACUGUUCGGCCACCCGCUGAUGAUGGCUCUGCCUCGUGCACAGUGCACCAGAGACACCCUUUACCACCUGUUUCUCCAGCGCCUACAGCGAUAUGUGUAUCAGCCAGACCCGACAGAGGAAGUGGAGGAGGAAGAGGAAGAAGAAAACAGUAGCGAAGAGAAUGACGAAGAAGAUGAGAGAUACAAAAAUCAGACCAAUGGAUUGAGCGGCGAUGAGGCUGAGGAAGAGUCUGAGGAGGCAGGGCAAGACAGAUCGAAGACAGAGGAGCCUUCCCAGCAGAGCAGCGCCCAAUCAGAAGCGAGUCCCAGCAGCGAAGGGGAGGAGAAAGUGGAGGAGGAGGAGGAGGAGGAGGAGAUGAGCAGCGAAGUUGACCGGGGCAGCAGCACAGAGGAGGUCCAGUCAGCAUCCGGCAGCACGGACAACAACUUCCAAGACCCCAGAGACGGGGAGCAGGCGACUGCAGCAGAUACGUCUGUGAAUGAUGAGGAUGAAGAAGAAAAUGACGAAGAGUGUAGUCAAACGGUUACUCAGGCGAAAAAGAGGGUGACGGGUAGCCGACGUUAUGCUGAGAACAGAAAGAAGCCACUCUUCACCAUACAGGCUGUGAACUCCAACGGCACAGAUCGAAGCGUCACGGACGGAAACAGCGCACUUUCCUGCAGCAAUCAGCUGUAUGUGGCCAUUGACUGGGACCCUGACAUGAAAAAGAAAUAUUACGACGACUUAGAAGCCGAGAAAUAUGUAAAGGACAAUAGCAUGGCUGUCCCACAGCAGCAGACCACAGUGCAUCUGCGGUCAUGUAUCGAACUCUUCACCAAUGUGGAGAAACUCGAGGAGGAAAAUCCCUGGUACUGCCUGACUUGUAAGAAGCAACAGCCCGCCACCAAGAAGCUGGAUCUGUGGUCUCUUCCUGAGGUCCUCAUCAUCCACCUGAAACGCUUCUCUUACACAAAGUACUCCCGUGAGAAGCUGGACACCAUCGUGGACUUCCCUCUCCGAAGCCUGGACUUCUCUGACUGCCUCUUGAGGGAGACGGGGAGCGAUUCGGAGCCUCACAGCAUAUACGACCUCAUCGCUGUGUCUAACCACUUUGGCGGGCUCAGAGACGGACACUAUACCAGCUACGCCCGGAACAAGGACAACGGCCAGUGGUAUUAUUUUGACGACCAUACUGUGACCUCCGCAACAGAAGAACAAAUAGUGACCAACGCUGCCUACAUUCUGUUCUACCAGCGCCAAGACAAGAUCCGGCACCCAACUCUCACACCUCCUGAUGAUCACGAUAGCCUGGGUGGGGCAAUGAGUAUAGACUGAAACUACUCUGUUUGUAUGUUUUCUUCCCUUUUUUUUUUUUUUUUUUUUCUUUCUUGCAUUCCAUCCUUCCAUCCAUCUCCCUCUAUAUUUCUGUUCUCUUCUGCUCUCAGGUUAAUUGAGGGAAUGAUUUUAAUUCUUUUUUUUUUUUUUUUUUUUUUUGCACAAAGAAAACAAAACUUGAACCUUCUGCCUUUUCAUUGCCCAAAGCAGGAUGUGAGAGGCAGGGGCUACUCUCUCAGGCUGAUGCAAAGGCAUCAUGAGUAGGAGACUGUAAAGGCUGUAUUUAUCCCUUCAGGAGCAGCUGCGGGAACAAGUGCGUCGCUUUCGUAUGCACACGCGAGUUUACGAACUUUCCGCCACUUGCUGCUUCUUCUGAGUUAAAUAGCACAAUAAGCUGUUUUUCUUCUUCUUGCAUGACCAAAAUCUUUUGUUCAUAAAUAUGUAGAGUUACUUCAACGCCUGUCACUGGUAUGAAAGCUGCACCUCUCACUUUAUUACCUUUUAGCAAGCAAUAUUUAGACACACAAACUUCCUCUUUUUUAUCUGAUUGUACUAAAACUUCAAUUUUUUUUACAUUAAAUUAAAGAAUGACUCCAGACUUUUCAAACUAAAGACAUUUGAAUCGUAUAAACAUUUACAGCCUCACUGUACUCACUGCAAACCUGUAUUUCUCAGCCUGAAUUUGUUUGAAAGUCUAAGGGCAGUUGUUGCUUUAUAAUCGCUUUAUAAAAGACUUAGAAGCUCUCAGACUCGAAGAAUAACACACGACUGACAAGUUUUAUUGAUGCUGUUUGUAUGGUUAUUUAUCCACCUUUAAAACAGUGAAGCAAUGCAGUAAAAACCGGCUCGACGUAUAAAAGGAGCUCGGAUUUAUUACGCCGUACACCGAGACGCUCCAACCUUUUUACUUUGAGCUACAUACAAAUUCAUACGAAUGAUACACAAAUUUAUAAACAGAUGGGGUUUUUUUUUUCCCCCAUAAACGUUUAAUACGUUUAUGAUGGAUCACAAAAUGCCCUUAGACUUUACUGAUCAGCGAGAUUGAGUGCGCAUGGUGCAAUCACAUGUGUUAUAGAUGCAGUGAGUACAAAUGAAGCUUUUUAUAUUAGUACAUAUUACUCUGGAGUAUCUCUUUUGAUCUUAGGAUUCAGCAUUUAGCGGGUUUACAGAGAAACGUUUAAUGUUUUUAAAGAAACCAGCAUCACUUUGGAUUCUUCUAACCUUUGCUUCACACACAGAAUACAAUAGUCUUUCCAGUUGUAUACUUUUUUACGAAUCAUUCAUCUAAACACAUCUAAGGACUUAAGGGUUUUUCUAACGGCUUCUCACACACACACACACACACACAUCAAGCAAUUCCAACAUGUAAAAUGGUGUUUUUAUGUCAUGACUUUAUUUAAAUGCUGUACAAAACGACCCCGAGGCAUCUUUCUAAAAGCGUUAUCCAGUUCACACUGUAUCUGUGAAGCCCCAGAGUUUUCUCUUUGGUAUGGUUUUCUUUUCGUAGAUGGAGAUGAAGUACACAAGUCACACAAAUACAGCUGAUAACAGUCAUAUUUAUUUAUAUUUAUAAGCUGUAGCUGAGGUUAAAACUCAUUAGAAAGCACCAAAUGCUUGAUGUGUGUCUGUGGGGGGAAAAAGCCAGAACUCUGUCCAUGCUAAAUAUAUAUAUAUAUAUAUAUAUAUAUAAUUAUAUAUAUAUAUAUAUAUAUAUAUAAUUACACAUAAAAUGACUUUGUUCUCAACUUGGAGACAGUUUAAAAAGAUUUUAGCUUCACAUUCUUUUCUGUGUAUCCUCUGUUCUUUUUUUUUUUUUUUUUUUUUUCCCCCCUUCAUUCCCAAUGGCUUGCUUUUGCAAAUACAGGUGAACAAAUGUGCCCUCGCUACAUUCACACAAACAUGGCAGUGAUGUUCUGCUGAACUGCGUAGCAUGUUAUUCGCUGCUGAAGUUCAACUGCUGUUAACUCGGUUUUCUUUUAAAUCUUCCCUUCCCUGAUUUAUAGGGUUGUAAUUCACGGUUCAGUGUGUUUUUAAAUAAGGAUCCUUCUUUGUCUUUGCGUAUGUGCACUACACAGGGUAUACGAAAUAUUAACGCAGCGUUUGGUAUGCAUUAGAAUUUAAAUAGAGCGCCGUUAGAGAUUAAAAAUAAAGACCAGAGAGACGUAAACGAUUAGGACUGCUGUUCUUGGGUCAGUUUUUUUUUUCUGGGAAAUUUGCUUUAAAUGCUUUUCCCCCCUUAACCAAAAUGGCUAACUUUGCUAAUAACAAAUAAAACGUAUAGCACAGCUAAGUGUUGCGCACGUGACAUCCUUGACUGUAUGCUCUCGUUUUAUUCACCGUUAGCCUUUAUUUCCUUUUUUUUUUCUCUCGCCGAUAUCAGGGAUAUGUCUCAAACUGAUGCAAUAUAAUUUCUGUGAAAAUUAAAAGUCGAGUGUAUUUUUUUUAUUUUUUUUUUUAGGCGCCUUAUUUAUUUUUCUUUAUUGCCAAGAAACUGACUGACGCCGUCGAAACUUCGAGAUCUUCCAUAACGCUCUUUUGGAGAACGCGCACAGAGAAGAGGGCUAUUUUUCAGAAGAAUUUCUAUUUUUAGCACAAACGUUUAACAGCAAAGCAGGAUUAUAAAUAUUUGUCGUUUGUGUGCAAUUUGGUAAAAAGGUAAAAAUGAUUUUUAAACAUGGAUCUGUACAGUAUUUUUGUAUUGUAAUAAAUAUCUUUGAAUAUACUGAUUGAAUGCACGGGUAGAAUUCGGGAUAUAUUUUACUUUGAAAGUUGAAAUAUCUAAUUGUAUACUGAAAUUUUGAUAUGAAUAAAUGAGUUCUGUAUAUUAA
This is a messenger RNA of Tachysurus vachellii, 5864 nucleotides long. It is a transcript of the gene usp11, whose product is annotated as ubiquitin specific peptidase 11. The transcript is spliced from 21 exons. Gene Ontology annotation, biological process: protein deubiquitination. Bases 82 to 3036 code for a protein of 984 amino acids. The record is from RefSeq and is a predicted model, not a curated record. Lineage: Eukaryota; Metazoa; Chordata; Actinopteri; Siluriformes; Bagridae. Gene Ontology annotation, molecular function: cysteine-type deubiquitinase activity.